CAGAGCCCCUUCCAGUCUCAAAUUUGCAUGUUUCAGAAGUGAACACUUCAUGUAUGUCAUUAACGUGGGAUGCACCUGACUGUAGUCAUGUAAAAUACCAUAUCUCUGGGCUGCCAGAUUAUGAAGAAGGAAAAGAAGUUUUUGACACAUCAGAAACAAUAUGUGAUCUUCAAUGUGGGGAUGUAUACUCAUUUCAAGUUGAAACAGUGGCUGCUGAUGGAGUCACAAAAGGAGUUGCUGAAACAGUUAAAGGUUAUACUGAGCCCCUUCCAGUUUUAAAUUUGCAUGUUUCAGAAGUGAACACUUCAUGUAUGUCAUUAAAGUGGGAUGCUCCAGACUGUAGUCAUGUGACAUACCAUAUCUUUGGGCUGCCAGAUUAUGAAGAAGGAAGAGAAGUUUUUGACACAUCAGAAACAAUAUGUGAUCUUCAAUGUGGGGAUGAAUACUCAUAUAUAGUUGAAACAGUGGCUGCUGAUGGAGUCACAAUAGGAGUGGCUGAAACAGUUAAAGGUUAUACUGGUAAGAUACUUCAUUAAAUCAUUUCUUUUUGCUCUCAGAUAGUUUCCCUUAUAAAGCGUGACUUUUAUGAGUAAAAAUGAAUAUCUGUUUAUGAAAAAAUCCUUUCAUGGAUUUCUGAACUAUGUUUGAAAUAGAAAGAACACACAUGCAGAUAUUUCUGCUGAGAAGUAAAUACUGUUUAACUAAGUAAGGCCAACAGCAGACCAAGAAACCUGUAGCAGUUUGCAAAG
Protopterus annectens (West African lungfish) is the source of this 749-nucleotide messenger RNA. Its product is annotated as receptor-type tyrosine-protein phosphatase eta-like. Lineage: Eukaryota; Metazoa; Chordata; Ceratodontiformes; Protopteridae. The coding region runs from base 54 to 536 and encodes 160 amino acids. Gene Ontology annotation, molecular function: protein binding. The transcript has 2 exons. The record is from RefSeq and is a predicted model, not a curated record.